AUGUGAAAUUAAAUUUAGAUUGUGCAGUUUUACCUUGAAUUUUGACUUUAUUAAUAUCGUACAGUGUGUGAAAUAUAUUAUUAAUAAUAAUACAGUUUGUGUGUAGUUAUUUCAAGACAUCAUUUAGUAGCAUUCGAGAAAUUCAUAGGAUUCAAUGAAAAUUAAGAGCACGACAUUUUGUCGUUUCGUCAAAGAUACAUCAAAGAGACAUCAUAAUGUUCGUAAUGGCUGUUUUGUUAACCGGCCAAGUUCUAGCCGACAUCAUAGUGCAGCCUGGAUACGAGCAUUCUGCGCAACAACGCGUAGCCACGCAACCCCCUGAAACCGUUCGACAUUCGGUUCAACAGGAUAAUCAACAACAAGAUCGUCAACAAGAGGAAUACGUGGAUCCGGGCUAUCAUUUGGAACUUCAUCCGGUGUACGGAAAUUCGUAUCACGUUCCCAGCUACGCGGUGUUGCCGAUGUAUCCACAUCCAGGCGGAACGAUGCCAUCGAUGUCGAAGGCUGCUUACAAACGAUUACUUUCCGCGUUGGGCAUCACCGAAGUACCUGCCAUCGUUCCACCUCAAUAUUACCAAUACCUUCCUCCGGCAGUACACAGUAGACGCAAAAGGUCCAACACCGAGAAGCUCGAUAGUGCAGGACAGGGGAAUAAACAUGAUGAAAAUGAUGUGGCCGCGAAGCCGUCCCUGAACGACGACGCUAUGUCGGUGGUCGAUUUGCAAAAUCAAGAUGAGAAGCGCGUGAAAGCUCGUCACAGCGUCACUCUGUUGGGAUUGAAACCGUCGAACAUGCGCCCCGUGCACCAACAGUAUCGCACCUACGACCCCCAACAAAUGGCGGGAGGUCAACAAACCUUGUCCCAAGCGAAUCCGCAAGAAACGUCGCAGCAGCAACAAGCCGCAGCUACCCCUUCGCAAACCUCGAAUCCCGAUACCGAGAACGUUCAACGCUCGAUAUUUUUGCAAGAUCACGUGUCCCAGCAACCGCAACAAUUUAGGCUCGAGCAGAGAAAGUUCCCCGAGCUGAGACCGCUUUCCGCCGGUCAAUCGUCGCCAAUCGUGGCGAAAUCGGACGAUCACGUAGCAGCCCGAACCUCCUUGCUACCCAAACACUCCGGAGUUAAUAACGAGGAGAUAGUGGGUACAAAAUUGGGGGACAUCUACAAGAUAAAAGUGGUGCAGAAUUUGCAUCAACACGGGCGUGGAAGAAUGACGGAGAACGCGCCGAAGGAGGAUGUCAGUGUGAAUUUCAUUAAUCCGGGCAACAACAAUAAGGGGAUCGAUAAGAAUAAUUUGGCAACGGUGCAAGGUGGCGCGGAGCAACCCCUCGCGGUGCAAACUGGUACAGAGCAACUCGUGCAAGUUUAUCAACUUCCGGACGAGUUGGGGACAAACUAUGUACAAAAUCCUCAAUACAUCGUCCUUCCUCAAACUUAUCCCGUUAACUACGUCGGUAAUUACGUUACCGACAAUUAUGCAUCGACCGUGUAUCCGUAUACGCCUCUCUACUCGCCGUACAAAAUUUGUUUCGAAAGUCCCGACAACCUACAGCCUAUCGCGUAUCAGUUAGUUUAAGUCCUUGAUUUUGCAAAUCAAACCGAUCAUUUGGUAGUUUAGUUAGCGUUGUAUCUACUAACGUGGACGAGAAAGUUCGUUACAACUUGUUUCUUCUUAUUUUUUAUUUUUCUUUUUUUUCUCUCUUAGAUCGGGUGAACCGAUUCUUACGAUUUUUUAAUUGUUUCGUUGGUCUUUCAAAGAGAUCGUCUUGUUCUUGAAACGCGUUACGAACUUUUCGUCGACGGUAGUAGUAUUCUAUAAGAUGGUAUUUUAUAUUUUUCUACAAAUAUCAAUAUCGUCCAUAUCUGUAAUGUAACGAUAAGAAUUGGAUCGA
Molecule: messenger RNA, 1893 nt
Organism: Apis laboriosa (Himalayan honeybee)
Lineage: Eukaryota; Metazoa; Arthropoda; Insecta; Hymenoptera; Apidae
Exons: 5
Coding region: 216-1577 (453 amino acids)
Source: RefSeq, a predicted model, not a curated record